This is a messenger RNA of Eutrema salsugineum, 2923 nucleotides long. Its product is annotated as exocyst complex component EXO70A1. The record is from RefSeq and is a predicted model, not a curated record. The coding region runs from base 318 to 2204 and encodes 628 amino acids. Gene Ontology annotation, molecular function: phosphatidylinositol-4,5-bisphosphate binding. The transcript is spliced from 2 exons. Gene Ontology annotation, biological process: exocytosis. Gene Ontology annotation, cellular component: exocyst. NCBI's taxonomy places the organism in Eukaryota, Viridiplantae, Streptophyta, Magnoliopsida, Brassicales, Brassicaceae.
AAUUUUAUCUGUUCCCGGUAACUUCAUGCCGCCGGCGAGAAUCCGAAUUUCCUUUUUUUCCUAUUCUUCGUUCAACAAACAUAAAUAAACAAAAAACACACCCCACGAGCUGCGCGUUGAAAAGUCUAUUGACUCUUUUCCCAAAAACCAAAAAACGAAUUUGAUUUUUCUUUGAUUUAAAAAUUCGCAAAGCUAAAUUGGAUUUCUCUUCUUUACCUAAAUCUCCUUUUCAAAGGAAAACAGCUAAUUUUGAUCGGUGAAGUCAAAACGCUAAAUCGGAUUUCGAUUUUUGUUUUUUUUUCUGUGAUUGAUUGAUUAUGGAAACAUCGGAGAAUCGUCGUGGCGAUGGUUCCGACGUGGCGACGUUCGAGACGGCGGAGAGUAUAAUACUCCGGUGGGAUUCAACGACGUCGGAGGAAGGGAAUCUGAUUUUCCAGAGCGAUCGUGAGGAGGUAGAUCGGUACUUGCGAGCCGUCGAUGAGGUCCAAAGGCACAUCUCUUCCGUCACCAUCUCCGAUGAACACAGUAGCCACGAAGUCAAAGCUAGCUCAACGAUACAAAUAGCCAUGGCCAGGCUUGAAGAUGAGCUGAGAAACAUCCUUCUCUCGCAGACUUCUACUUUCGAACCUGAUUCUCUUCUCCUCGAUUCAUCAGCUUCCUCUUUCGCUUCGCGUACUGAGCUUGAAGAAGAUAAUAGCGAAAGUGUUGUUGGUGAAGGUGACGAAGAAGAGGAACUGGAUCUGGUUCUACCAGACGGUUCGGAUUCGGGUUCGGGUGCGGGUUCGAGCCGGUUAUCGAGUAGAAGAAGCAGUUGCAAAUCCACGACCAGCAUACGCGAGAUCGAUCUGAUUUCUCCGGAGGCUGUUUCCGAUCUGAGAUCGAUAGCUCAACGGAUGAUCGGCGCCGGAUACGCCCGCGAAUGCGUCCAGGUCUACGGGAACGUGAGAAAAUCCGCCAUGGAAACGAUUUUCAAGCAGCUAGGGAUUGUGAAAUUGGGGAUCGGAGAUGUGCAGAGACUCGAUUGGGAAGUUGUGGAAGUGAAGAUCAGAAGAUGGAUCCGUGCAGCUAAGGUUUGCGUUAGGGUUGUUUUCGCCAGCGAGAAGAGACUCUCGGAGCAGAUAUUCGAAGGCACCAUGGAAGAGACAUGUUUCAUGGAGAUAGUCAAAGCCUCUGCUCUGCAGCUUUUCACUUUCCCUGAAGCCAUAAGCAUCAGCAGAAGAUCACCUGAGAAACUGUUCAAGAUUCUUGAUUUGCACGAUGCUUUGACAGAUUUGUUGCCAGAUAUGGAAGAAAUCUUCAACUCGAGUUCAUCGGAAUCGAUUCUUGUUCAAGCAACGGAGAUUCAAUCAAGAUUAGCAGAAGCAGCAAGAGGCAUACUCGUGGAGUUUGAGAAUGCCAUUUUCCGUGAGCCUUCAGUAGUUCCUGUCCCUGGAGGAACUAUACAUCCAUUAACAAGGUAUGUGAUGAAUUACCUAAACUUGAUCUCAGACUAUAAGCAAACACUGGUUGAGCUCAUCAUGUCGAAACCGUGCGCCGGUUUGAAAUGUACCAAUGAUCCAAACAAACCGGAUAUGGAUCUCAGUGAGCUUCAAGGAAGAUCUCCAUUAGCUUUGCAUUGUAUAUGGAUAAUGGUAAUGCUACAGUUCAAUCUAGAAGGCAAGUCUUUGCACUACAAAGACGAAUCUUUAUCACAUAUCUUCGUCAUGAACAAUGUCCAUUACAUAGUUCAGAAGGUCAAAAGCUCGCCGGAGCUAAGAGAAAUUAUAGGAGACAUCUAUUUAAGAAAGCUUACAGGGAUAUUCAGACACGCAGCGACCAAGUAUCAGAGAGCCACAUGGGUCAGAGUUUUGAAUAGCUUGAGAGAUGAAGGAUUACAUGUGAGCGGAAGCUUCUCUUCCGGUGUAUCGAAAAGUGCUUUAAGAGAGAGGUUUAAAGCUUUUAAUACAAUGUUUGAAGAGGUUCACAGGAUUCAAUCGACAUGGUCGGUUCCUGAUACUCAGCUUAGAGAAGAACUAAGGAUAUCUUUAUCGGAGCAUCUGAUCCCAGCUUAUAGAUCAUUUCUUGGAAGAUUCAGGGGACAUAUAGAAAGCGGAAGACAUCCCGAGAACUACUUGAAAUACUCUGUUGAAGAUCUUGAAACCGCUGUGUUGGAUUUCUUCGAAGGAUAUAGCACAGCACCACAUUUGAGGAGACGAUCUCAGUGAAAAAAGAGAUCAUUAGAACUAGCCAUAUAUAUAUAUCAUUCUUUGGAUUCUUUCCUUUUUCAUGUGGCAGGGUUUAGAUUGUUCUCCAGAAAAAUCUCCAGCUUCUGAUGAUUGUGUGGAGGCCAGAUAACAAAAUGCUUUGGAAAAACUUUAAUCCUAAUUACAGAGUAACAUCUCUUCUUCGCUUAGGCAAUGAUUCUAGACUUCUAGUCCAUAAAGAUUCAAACCGAAACUGGACACUUGCACAAAUUUGUAAAUGAGAGAGAGAGAGAGAGAGAGAGAGAGAGAUUAUAUUUCGUUUCCCUUGAACCACAAGCUUCUUUUGAAGCAAAGUUUGAUGCUAUUGUACUGUACGGUGCCACAAUAAGCAUAUAUGGGUCUAACACUUGCCACUCUGCAAUAAAAGCUGAACUUUAGGCUCUAUUAAUGGAGCUUUACAAUACACAUGGAUCGAAUGACAUCGAUUUGUCGUCUUCGAAGGUGAUAAUAAGUCUGCAACAAGGAUGGUCAAUGAAGAACAACUCAACUUUGGAUUACACAAUUGGGUAAGAGAGAUUGGAUUGGAAAAGUUUUAAGGUGUGGAAAUCAUAUGGACACCACUACUUGGUUGGUAAUCAAGCGGCUGAUAAACUUGUAAAGGAGUUCCCUCCAGAUACUGAUUUUUAGUCUUAUUUUUAUGUACCAGUUGUUAUUGUAUCAAUCCUUCAUGAGGAUCACAU